Molecule: messenger RNA, 3137 nt
Organism: Rosa rugosa (rugosa rose)
Lineage: Eukaryota; Viridiplantae; Streptophyta; Magnoliopsida; Rosales; Rosaceae
Product: pentatricopeptide repeat-containing protein At4g17616
Exons: 4
Coding region: 554-2716 (720 amino acids)
Molecular function (GO): protein binding
Source: RefSeq, a predicted model, not a curated record
ACGUGGAGGGGUAAAGAUGGAAAAGUACGAUUGAAACUGGAGAUGAAACGGUGCCGUUUGGGCUCAAAUAAGUUGCAGAUAAGUGGCAGGAAAGACAUAAAAUUGAAGAAUGAAAAAUCUUCUCGGCGGUCUCAGACUCAAUUAACGGUGGAUCUUUAAGUGGUGGAGAUUGGAGUGGGAAGAUUCACUUGACUUGGAUAUGAUGUAUCCCUGCAAAGUCAAUAUAACAUUGCAAAUAUAUCCCCCAGCCAUCUUUCUGCAUAUGAGAGAUUCCAUGUUUCGUUUGUUAGAAGCACAAAUGCCAUCAUAGAUACCCAAUUCCUCUACAAUCUCAAGGCUUAUGAGUACUUUGGACCAUAUAUGAGUAGUUGAACAUGGGCAUGAAGGGGUCCUGUAGGAACUAAUCUCUGAAAGUAUAUAAGUUAUGAAUUUGAGAAUCAUUCGUGGGGUAAUAGAUAUUGGUGAUGACUUUUCACCUAGGUCAAGGUUUAUCAGUGGAGUCUAAUGGUGAUUAUACUUUCUUGGUUGUUGUCCCUGAUAUAGUGAUACAUCCAUGGCACUAAUAUUGACUAAAGAAAUUCUUGGGCGCAACUGCAUCACUAGAAGGUGUGCAUUGGGAUUCUACGUGGCUUCAGUUAUUCAGAGGACAACCCUAUUAUCAAAUUAUGAUACAGAAUUAGUUGCGAGUGGAAGAUCUAUAAAUUCUACGGUAUCAAGUAUAAGCUAUGAACAGCAUCGGAAUUCAUCUUCCCGAAACUUUUGUACUGCUGUUCAUCCUGAAAGGCUGUGUUGGGAAGGUUCUUCUCGUGCAGCUAUGUUGAAAAGGCUCGAAGUAGCCUUGAAGGAACAUCAAGUGAAUGAAGUGUGGGAAUCAUUUAUUGAUUUUAAAAGGUUGCAUGGCUUUCCUGAGGGUUUUCUUAUUCAUAAGCUAAUUACUGAACUGUGCUAUUCAUCUGACCCUUACUGGCUACAAAAAGCAUGUGAUCUAGUCCUAGUAAAUUUGAGAGAGAGAUCAGACUUACUUCAGUCUGAUAUCCUGACAAAGCUCUCCCUCUCCUUAGUACGCUGUCAAAUGCCUAAGCCUGCUAUGAUGAUUCUGCGAUUAAUGCUGGAGAAAAGGAAUUUACCCCCCAUGAAUGUACUGUGCUUGGUUGCUCUGCAUAUGGUGAAGACUGAGAUUGGGACUCACCUUGCUUCAAAUUUCUUAAUUCAAAUUUGUCAUCACUUCCAAUGCUUGAGAGCAAAGAAGAGUGACCACGCAAAGCUGUUGCAACCUGAUACAAUGAUUUUUAACCUUGUUCUUGAUGCCUGUGUGAAGUUCAAAUUAUCUCUGAAAGGCCAGCAGAUCAUGGAAUUGAUGCCUGCAACAGGAGUGGUUGCUGAUGCACACUCUAUUGUCAUUAUUGCCCAAAUUCAUGAAUUGAAUGGUCAGAGGGAGGAGAUAAAGAAUUAUAAAUGUUAUAUGGAUCAGGUUUCAGCUCCAUUUGUUCAACAUUAUCGGCAAUUUUAUGAUAGUUUGUUGAGCUUGCAUUUCAAGUUUAAUGAUGUGGUUGCUGCCAGUGAGCUUAUAUUACAAAUGUGUGAUGAUCGCAAGUCUCUUCCAAUUAAGAGAGACAAGAAGAACUCACAAAGGUCUUAUCUUGUUCCAAUUGGAUCUCAUAAUCUGAAUUCUGGGUUGAAUAUGCAGAUUUUCCCUGAGCUGCUGCAGAAAGAUUCUGUCCUCAAAUUAGAAGGUAAACAAGAGCUUGUUAUGUAUUUGAAUGGGAAACUUGUUCUUAGCAACAGAGCUCUGGCCAAGCUUAUAACCAAAUACAAAAAGGAAGGGGAUAUUUCCGAGCUUUCAAAACUUUUACUCAAAAUUCAAAAGGAUGUAUGUUCAUUAAGAGGAUCCAGAUUGGGCAAUGAUGUUAUUCACGCUUGCAUUCAUUUAGGUUGGCUAGAAACUGCUCAUGACAUUUUAGAUGACAUGGAAACAGCUGAGGCUCCCAUGGGCUACAGUACCUGUAUGUCACUCCUGACAGCCUAUUACAAAAGAAAAAUGUUUCCAGAAGCAAAGGCAUUGCUUAAAAAGAUGAGAAAGGCUGGUUUGCUUGUAAAUUUAUCUGAUGAGAUGGUUGCCUCGACAUGUCUAUCAGUAGUAGACUCAACUGCCCUUUGUACAAGUGCAUCAAUUUCCACCAGUAAAUCUGAUCUGGCAAAUGCUUUCAUUCAGGAAAUGAGAGAUGAGAAAGAGGAAAUUCCUUCUAGGGUUUAUCAGUUCAAUUCUUCCAUCAACUUUUUUUGCAAGGCCAAAAUGAUUGAUGAUGCUCUAAAGACAUACAAAAGAAUGCAGGAGUUGAAAAUGCACCCCACUGAGGAAACUUUUACCUAUAUGAUAAAUGUGUAUUCUUCUCUAGGAAUGUUCCGUAAUAUCACAUUCUUGUGGGGGGACAUGAAGAGGAAUAUGGAUAAUGGAAAUUUGGUGGUAAGCAGGGAUCUGUAUGAGUACCUGCUGCUGAACUUUCUCCGUGGUGGUUACUUUGAGAGAGUCAUGGAGGUCAUUAACUAUAUGAAGGAGCACAGUAUGUUUGCUGACAAGUGGAUGUACAGAAGUGAGUUUUUAAAGCUUCAUAAGAAUCUUUAUAGGAACUUGAAGGCAUCAGAAGCCAGAACGGAUGCUCAGAGGAAAAGACUUGAAUAUGUUCAGGCAUUUAGGAAAUGGGUGGGCAUUGAUUGAAUUUCCAAGAGAAGCUUAAAGUACCUGGGAAAUUUACUGCAAGAUUCUUGCUGCUGUGCCUUUUGGAUUAUCAAGUGAACAGCGGAUAACUGAAAAGUCAACAGGAGAAUAAAUGAAUUCAACUAUGCAGAUAUGAGUGAUAACCAAAGAGCCAUUUCUGGUGCAUUAUGAGUCUAUUUUCCUUAAACCAAUUGCCUUAUCUGCCACUUUCCUUUUUGGAACAUUUUGCAACAUCGAAGAGAUGGAAAAUGGAGUAUAUAUGCCUCUCACAUGAAAUCAAGUCUUCUAAUCCGGAAUGUCUGGAAGAAGUCUAAUGAUCAUGCAAGCUGGUGCUAAUCAAUCUAUGAAAAGAUAUGUAGAGACACAUCUCGUGUUUUUUACUAGCAACAUAUGUUAAUUGGCAUUAUGACAGUAUGUGUCU